This is a messenger RNA of Diaporthe citri, 306 nucleotides long. RefSeq lists its product as uncharacterized. The transcript is spliced from 2 exons. The record is from RefSeq and is a predicted model, not a curated record. The coding region runs from base 1 to 306 and encodes 101 amino acids. Lineage: Eukaryota; Fungi; Ascomycota; Sordariomycetes; Diaporthales; Diaporthaceae.
AUGGUCGAUUGUGCCAUGGGAAACAACGCCCCCGAUGCGAGCUUCGUGGCUAGACACAAGCCGUCUUUUCUAGUCCUGGCGUCCCAGGUCUCAGCUGCUUUCAUCCAUGGCAUCGUCAAGGUCCUCGAGACAGGGGAGCGCCCUGUCCACCCCUUCCAGAUCCUCCAGGUCCGGCUCUUCAUCACCGGCAUCAGCUGCACGUUAUACCUGUGGUGCAGCGGCUUUCCUGACUUUUUUCUCGGGCCCAAGGAUGUUCGCCCACUUCUGGUCAUAAGGGCUGUCGGCGGAUUUCGAUCAUUUAUCUAA